This is a messenger RNA of Papilio xuthus (Asian swallowtail), 3106 nucleotides long. It is a transcript of the gene Pdzd8, whose product is annotated as PDZ domain containing 8. The record is from RefSeq and is a predicted model, not a curated record. The transcript is spliced from 16 exons. The coding region runs from base 206 to 3097 and encodes 963 amino acids. NCBI's taxonomy places the organism in Eukaryota, Metazoa, Arthropoda, Insecta, Lepidoptera, Papilionidae. Gene Ontology annotation, molecular function: lipid binding; protein binding. Gene Ontology annotation, biological process: mitochondrial calcium ion homeostasis. Gene Ontology annotation, cellular component: mitochondria-associated endoplasmic reticulum membrane contact site.
CGAUCGCCGCCGGUGUACCGGCUGGCGAAUUAAAAUGUAUUCACCUUUAGAAUCGCCAUAAUCGCCCCAAAUCAUUUUAAAUACAGAUUUAAAUAUAAGAUUAUCUAAGAAGUUACUAGUUUCAUGUCAAUUGUUGUUUAGUGAGUAUGUUUAUUGUGGUUCCAGUUGUUUUAAGGAUAUUCUCUUAGCAGAUAAUUAAUGUACAAUGCCGGACUGGACAUGGCUGCUGCUGGCGGCGCUGUUCGGAGCGCUGUCGGCGCUGGCCGUACCCAUUGCGCUUCUCAUCUACUUCGUCAGACCCUUCGAGAAGAAACCGACCAUAGAGGAGCAAUGCUCUAUGCCAGUCACCUUGCCACCGGAGAUCCUGAACGAGCUGACCCGCGGCGCCGGCAGCACCCCCGAGGGCGUGCUGAACGCUAUGCUGCAGUUCAUCUUUCAGCAGAGCACAGCCGACACGCGCUGGCUGCGCCGCCGCAUGGCCAGCGAGCUUGCCGAGCUGCUCGCCAAGACCUCCUCCGGCAAGAUAUUUGAGUCUCUCACGCUCCGGUCAUUAGAAGUGGGCACGGAGUUCCCGAGUAUAGCGAACAUGCAGUUGAUUAGCGGUGAGCUGGAGGAGGAUGGGGCACGGUUGCGCUCGCUCGAUAUCCGCUUCGACCUCGCCUACGACGGCAACUUCAGGAUCGACGUUGACGCCGUAAUGCUGCUUGGCAAGAUUGCCAAUAUAUCUAUCACAGUGGAGAGCAUAAGUGGCAGCGUGCGGCUUAUGUUCCGACGAAAUCCGUACACGCACUGGGCGCUUGCGUUCGAAUCACAGCCCAAGCUGGAGCUGCGCGUGCGGGGCCGCUUCCAGGGUCGCCAGCUCAAGCCCCGACUGGCCUCCCUUGUCGCUGCGCACAUCAGACGAGCGGUAGCUCAACGACAUACGCUGCCUAAUUAUAAAAUACGGUAUAAACCGUUCUUUCCGAAGUCUGAGCCGGGCAGCGGGGACGGAGAGGAGGGCCCGACCCCACAAGGGCGGCUCACGGUACGACUGGUAGAGGUGACGCGCCUACAGUGGCCCGGCGGCACAGGGCUCGUCAGGGCUGCGCUCGCUGUCGACUCACAUGGAUGGGUGUCAUUAAGGCGAGGCGUGUUGGUGCUAGACAUAGUGGUGCCUGCGGUAACAGGCCCGCUGGGUCUGGUGUGCUGCCAGGGCGUGGGCGCAGUGCUCGUAGAUACGGUAGUGCCGAUGUCGCCCGCCUACCGUGCCGACCUACGUCGCGACGACGUCGUACUCGCCAUUGACAACAAGCCCGUCAACAAUGUCGCGCAGGUGGGUAAACUUCUACGCAGCGUGGAACGUCGGGCGGUGACAGUCCGGGUGCGACGAGGGGGCGCGGGAGGUGCAGGAACGACCGGCGCCCGACGGGAGGAUGAGCCGCGUAGGCUCCGCACAAACUUCUCCUUCCGGCGGGUCUCAGAGGUGAUGGAGGGAGUUCGACUGCAGAGCAUGCGUGCGGCUACCUCCAGAAAUAAUUUGCUGGAAACUGAUUCACCGGCCAAAGUAUCAGAUGCAUCAAAUGAAAUAGACCAAAAACAAAAAUCGGAGUCAGCGAAGCAGACUUCAAAGUCAACGGAGCAGACCGGUCCGGGGAACUUCGGGCUUAGGAAAAGAAGAUGCUCCGUAGAGAAUAAAUCAUCAGAUAGUUCCGCUGGCAGCACGCCGCCCGCCUCCGGAGCCAGCACACCACUUAGACAAGCGACAGUCAUCAACAAAAUCGUCAAACAUCCUGACAUACCGAUCAUAAAAACUGACUCCUCCGAAUGCAAGCCUGAUAAAACCGAAACCCUGGAAGAAGAGGAACAAAUAUUCGAAACCGGCGGACCGCGACAGAGCGAGCACGUCGAAAUCUGCCAAAUGUUUUGGACGAAAAGCAUCCAGCUCAAACCGAUCAUACCUUUCGAUGAAGAGACUGAUUUUAAACUGAAUGAAAAUCAUAAAUAUCUCAACAUUAACGUAUGGGCGACUGUACCGGGCGAAAAGGAUGAGUUGUUGUUGGGCUAUUUGAAUAUACCUCUAGCAGCUUUACUAUCGGAAUGUCAAGACUCAACAGUACCCCAUCACAUGAAGAGAUAUCAGUUCCUACCGCCAGAUGUCGAUAUUAAAUUCAGUAAGAGCCACAAGCUAUCCUCGCACGCUGGCUUCGAGCCGUGCCUCUGCUUCGGCGACGCGCUGGUGUGGUGGGAAUGGGAGGGGGCGGGCGGUGCGCGCAGCUCUCCUCGUCCCGCGCCCCGCGGCACCGCCCCGCGCCCGCAACAUGCACCCGCUCGCGCCGCGCACGACUUUGUCCGCACGCACUUUCAUAGAUCGACACAAUGCGACUUUUGUAAUAAGAAGAUAUGGCUUAAAGAUGCAAUGCAAUGUAGGAAUUGUGGUCUGUGUUGCCAUAAAAAAUGCGUCACCAAGUGUCAAGAAUCAUCGCCUUGUAUACCAAAACAAGAGCGCGAUCCCUCAACCAGUAGCUGCUCACCCCCGGAGCUGAUCAUGACAGAACCUGACGCCAUGCCGGAUCCCGAUACUGACGAGGAAGAAAAGCCUGAUAGAAAAGACUCUCUAGAUGUUCAUGAGGAAGGUGGUGGUGCGAUGAGCGCGCUGGUGGCAGGCCUAAGACGCGCCGGGUCAGCACACUCGCUCUCCGCGCCAAGAACCAACGCCUCCUCGCGCUCCUUGCCGCCCUCACCCAGUCACACACCCAGGAGGCAGUCGCUGGAGGGGGGCCCGUUCGGAGCGUGCGCGGCGGCGUGGGCAGCGCGGGAGGCGGGCGCAGCGGGCGCGGCUGCGGCGGUACGCGCGAUGCUGCGCCCGGCGCUGCGCAGCGCGCUGCCGCCCGACGCGCUGCUGGCGGCCGCCAGGGACUGCGCGCCUGACCUUGCCGAUAAACUCACCGCCACACAGAUACAUGAAUUGCUGCAGGCGGUGCGUGAGGAGUUAUCGGCUGAGGACGCGGGUGAGGAUAGCGGCGAGGGGCGGGCCUGCGCGCUCACGGCGCUGAUGCUGCACUGCUGCGCGGCAGCACAGCUGGCGCAGCGUGCAGAUGCCACGGACCCUCCCACCUGAUACUACUUA